AUGGUCCAAGAGGAGAAAGCUACUUUGAAGCCACCCCAAGAAGGAGAAACUGAAGAAACAAUCAAGGAAGAUCCCAUUCCUAAGCCCAAGCAGCUUGCCAAACAAGCAAGGAGUAAGACUAAGGCCCCUACACCAAAACCGCCCAAGGGAUCAACCAAGAUUGAAGAUGAGGCCAAGCCAAGAAGAAGUAGUGCCAAGGGACAUUCAUGGAGAGAUUGUCUAUCCAGCUGUGAAUCACCCACCAGAUACUCAUUGCAAGGAGAAAAGACUUGGCAAAUCAAGCUAGGGAGUAGUAGCUCCAAUGCAAGAGCAGCAAUACCAACUUCACCACAUUCCAUUGAUGCAAGUCAAGAACAUGUGGAGAGUCCAAGAAGAGGAGAAGAUGAUUGGGCACUUGUAACCUUUGUUGGAGAACAAAAUCAAGACCCAAGAAGUGCAAGAAGGCAAUGGAGAAGGUGA
Molecule: messenger RNA, 459 nt
Organism: Microthlaspi erraticum
Lineage: Eukaryota; Viridiplantae; Streptophyta; Magnoliopsida; Brassicales; Brassicaceae
Source: the annotation of a GenBank genome assembly